AUGUUUUUAGCGGCCGAGGACACGCCUUUGCUCAGAGCAUGGCUUAUGAACAAGCUGCCUGAAGUAUCCGAUACAGAGACGGAUAUCUUGGCAGACUAUGUCUUGGCUCUGCUCGCCUCUCAGGAAGGCGACGCAGCGCACAUACGUGCGGCAUGCGAAAGCGAAUUGCCGCAGUUUCUGAACACGGAUGCCGCACCUGACUUUGUUGACGAGUUGUUUCGCGUCAUCGAGUACAGGUCCUUCCUCCCCGGUGCGCCUCCGCCGCCCGAGAAGCGAUCGCAGUCGAAUCUCUCUAGUCCCGUCGCGUCAUCAGACUUAGCGCUGCAAAGUGGUUCGCGGAAACGUUCAUACCAUGAAAGAGAUGUCGGCGCCUCGGGCGAUCGGGACUUUCCCUUCGGCGAGGAGCGCGCACACAAGCAACCACGUCGAGUACAGUGGGACUCGAGGAUGCCUGGCCUGAGAGGGCGCGGUAGUCCGAACGCCUACCCAAGGCAGCCAUAUGUUUCCGACGGUCUUCAACAGGUACCGCCCGCAACUGCGCCGUACGAUCCCAACUUCCCGCAGCCGCCCGGUAAUUUCCAAGACUGGCGCGGGCUGCCCCAGAUGCCGGUCUAUCCCCAACCAGCACCUUACGGCCCGCCAAUCGGACCGCGAAGAAACAGGCAGAAAUGUCGCGACUUCGCGACCAAGGGCUAUUGUGCUCGCGGUAAUUCUUGCCAGUACGACCACGGCAUCGAGCCUAUCUGGCUCCCGCCCAGCGGUCCCAGCGGGCCUCCCAAGUUCGAGGAUUUUGAUCCCCGGGAUGCGGCAAUGAUGAUGUCGCAGAACUUUCAGCAGAUGCAACAACUCAUGGAGGCCUUCAACGCUGAACAGGAAGGUCGAGACGGCCGUAAGAAUCGACGGGGUGCAAAAGGUAGACGGCGCCAGAACCGAGCCUCAUUCUCGGCAGAUGGCCCUGUCGAUGACAGAUCCAAGACGACCAUCGUCGUCGAGAACAUUCCGGAGGACCACUUUUCGGAAGAGGAAAUCCGCAAGUUCUUCUCGGAGUUUGGCAACAUUGAGCAGGUCACGAUGCAGCCGUACAAGCGGCUUGCAACCGUCAAGUAUGACACAUGGGACGCUGCCAACGCUGCCUACCGGUCUCCUAAGGUCAUAUUCGACAACCGCUUUGUUAGGGUCUUUUGGUUUGUCGAGGAAGCUGAACAGGCUGCAGCACGUGCUGCCAAUGCCUCUGGCGAAGAGGGAGAACCCGAAAUCGACUUGGAGGAGUUCAUGAAAAAGCAAGAAGAGGCUCAGCGACAGCACGAAGAGAAAAUGCGAAAGAAAGUGGAGCUCGACAAGCAACGUCAAGAGUUGGAGCAUCGUCAGCGAGAGCUACUUGCCCAGCACCGAGAAGUCCAGCAGAAGCUCCAGGCAAAGAUGGCAUCCAAGAAUGGUGAUGUAGACAACGCCGAGGAUGGCUCGCUGAACUCGGCGCUUCGGGCGCAGCUCGCGGCACUCGAGGACGAGGCUAAGCUCCUCGGUCUGGACCCGAGCGCGGCGGAUGAGCCAGCAACCACUUGGCAUGGAAGUACCCGUGGCAAUGCCCGCGGCAGAGGCGGCUUUGCUCCGCGCGGACGAGGCUUUGCGCCCAGGGGUAGGGGAUCCUACCGUGGGGGAUUUAGAGGCGAUGUCCACGCUGCCUAUGCGGCAUAUUCGUUGGAUAAUCGUCCCAAGACUGUUUCUGUCACGGGCGUAGACUUUACGUCGUCUGAGAAGGAUGAGGUGCUUCGGCAAUACCUUCUCGGCGUGGGCGAAUUCACCGAUAUCCACACGACCCCUUCCGAGACCGAAGUUACCUUCAAGGACCGCAAGACGGCGGAGAAGUUCUUCUAUGGUCUUUUGAAGAAGGAAAUUCCUGGCAUCGAUGGUCAGCUUGAGUUGUCGUGGGUUUCCAAACCACUGCCUUUAGCCAGCACGACGGAGAAGGCUGCUUUGAAGCGUCAGGGCGCGCCUGAUCAUGAUAUGACCAUGGGCAACGCCGCACCUAACGGGUCUUCGGCGACCACUCUGGACCAGCAGCCUGAGCAACAACAGGAGAUGGACUACGACGUGGCGGACGAUGAUGAUUGGGGAGUCGAAUAG
Molecule: messenger RNA, 2124 nt
Organism: Colletotrichum higginsianum IMI 349063
Lineage: Eukaryota; Fungi; Ascomycota; Sordariomycetes; Glomerellales; Glomerellaceae
Product: RNA recognition domain-containing protein
Exons: 5
Coding region: 1-2124 (707 amino acids)
Biological process (GO): mRNA processing
Cellular component (GO): nucleus
Molecular function (GO): RNA binding; metal ion binding
Source: RefSeq, a predicted model, not a curated record